AUGUCGCACCCCACGGAGCAGGUCAACGAGCCUGCUCAGAUCUCAGAGAAACAACAAUCUUCCCCGCAACCUGCGAUCGUGGAAAAGCGCGAAUCGAACGAUCGGUCGUCCGCCAGCAGCUCAACCGCAAUUUCACCUGCAGAUAAGGACCAACAACAACAACAACCCAAGUCCUCUCCUAGUAAUGCGGACGUCGGGGUCAACAACAUCGAUGCCCUUCUGGCCCAUUUGCCAGAGGAGGAGCGUCAGAUUCUGAAGAAGCAGCUGGAUGAGGAGAAAGCGCAAGUCUCGUUCUUUGGUCUUUACCGCUAUGCGACCAGGAUGGAUCUAUUUAUUAUUGCUGUUAGCAUCCUGUGCUCCAUUGCUGCUGGCGCUGCGUUACCCCUGUUUACUAUUCUCUUUGGUUCCCUAGCCUCAGUCUUCCAGGAUAUCGUGCUAGGCCGCAUUGCCUAUCAUGCGUUCUACCACAAAUUGACAGAGAAUGUUUUGUACUUUGUCUAUCUCGGUAUCGGCGAAUUUGUCACAAUUUAUAUCAGCACGGUGGGCUUUAUCUACACGGGAGAACACGUUACACAGAAAAUCCGCGAAAAAUACCUGGAAUCUAUUUUGAGGCAAAACAUCGCCUAUUUCGAUAAGUUAGGUGCUGGUGAAGUGACCACUCGUAUUACUGCGGAUACAAACCUCAUCCAAGAUGGUGUCUCGGAGAAGGUUGGCCUCACCUUGACUGCCCUUUCAACUUUCAUUACCGCCUUCAUUAUCGCCUAUAUCAAAUACUGGAAAUUAGCCCUGAUCUGUAGCUCCACCAUUGUGGCUCUCGUGUUGACCAUGGGCGGUGGGUCUCGGUUUAUUAUCCAGUACAGCAAGAAGUCUCUCGAAAGCUAUGGUGCUGGUGGGACUGUUGCGGAGGAAGUCAUCAGCUCGAUCAGAAAUGCCACCGCAUUCGGUACCCAGGACAAGCUCGCCAAACAGUACGAAGUUCAUUUGGAGGAGGCAGAAAAAUGGGGGGUAAAGACCCAAAUGAUCAUGGGCUUUAUGAUCGGCGGCAUGUUCGGCCUCAUGUUCUCAAACUACGGUCUCGGCUUCUGGAUGGGUUCCCGUUUCCUGGUGGAUCAAGAACUCGGCGUAGGUGACGUUCUUACAGUGCUGAUGUCUAUCCUUAUUGGCUCUUUCAGCUUGGGGAAUGUUGCUCCUAAUGCUCAAGCAUUCACCAAUGCUGUGGCUGCGGCUGCCAAGAUCUUUGGAACCAUCGAUCGUCAGUCGCCGUUGGACCCAUACUCUAAGGAAGGAAUGACUCUCGAACACUUCCAAGGUAAUAUUGAGCUACGCAACAUCAAACACAUUUACCCCUCCCGACCAGAAGUAACUGUGAUGGAGGAUGUCUCCUUGUCUUUACCUGCCGGUAAGACAACAGCUCUGGUGGGCCCCUCGGGUUCCGGAAAGAGUACGGUGGUUGGUCUCGUUGAGCGUUUCUACAUUCCUGUUCGCGGUACAGUCCUCCUGGACGGCCACGAUAUCAAGGAUCUGAACCUUAGCUGGCUCCGUCAACAGGUGUCUCUGGUUAGCCAAGAACCCGUGCUUUUCGCUACCACUAUCUAUAAAAACAUCCAGCACGGUCUUAUUGGUACCAAGUUCGAGAAUGAGCCAGAGGAAAAGAUCCGGGAACUCAUUGAGAACGCUGCCAAAAUGGCCAACGCACAUGACUUCAUUACAUCUCUCCCUGAAGGGUAUGAGACCAAUGUUGGUCAGCGAGGGUUCCUGCUUUCUGGUGGCCAGAAGCAGCGUAUUGCAAUUGCUCGCGCUGUAGUGAGCGACCCCAAGAUUUUGUUGCUCGAUGAAGCUACUUCCGCCUUAGAUACCAAGUCUGAGGGUGUCGUACAAGCGGCACUCGAGAAGGCCGCUGAAGGUCGCACUACGAUCGUCAUCGCUCACCGUCUGUCUACAAUCAAAACGGCACACAACAUCGUUGUCCUAGUUGAUGGCAAGAUUGCUGAACAGGGAGCCCACGAUGAGCUUGUCGACUACCAAGGUACCUACUAUAAACUUGUUGAAGCGCAACGUAUCAACGAGGAGAAGGAGGCGGCGGCCUUGGACGAGGACGAGGACGAGGACGAUGCUGAUGAGGGCGCUGGUUAUGCAAAGGGAGAUAUUACUCCGGUGAAGACGGCAAGCAGUGGAUCGGACUCGCUCGAAGAUGAAAAGAUCGCGAUAAGCCGCACAAGAACGCAAAAGUCUAUCUCAAGUGCUAUCUUGGCCAAGAGGGACCCUGAAGUCAUCCCCAAAUACUCUCUUUGGACUCUCGUGAAAUUUAUUUUCUCCUUCAACCGUCCUGAAAUCGGCUACAUGCUUAUCGGCUUUUUCUUCUCGACUCUUGCUGGUGGUGGCCAACCUACACAGGCCGUGCUCUAUGCUAAAGCGAUCAGCACUCUGUCGCUCCCCGAGACCAUGUAUGCCAAACUACGACAUGAUGCAAACUUUUGGUCUUUGAUGUUCUUUGUUGUUGGAAUUAUCCAAUUUACCACCCUCUCCAUCAACGGGGCCGCAUUUGCCGUGUGCUCAGAGAGGCUUAUUCGCCGUGCACGAAGCAAGGCCUUCAGGUCCAUUCUUCGCCAAGACAUCACCUUCUUCGACAGAGAGGAGAACAGCACUGGUGCGUUGACGUCGUUCUUGUCCACCGAAACGAAGCAUUUGUCCGGUGUUAGUGGUGUGACCUUAGGAACAAUUUUGAUGACUUCCACCACCCUGGGGGCAGCGAUUAUUAUUGCUCUUGUGAUUGGUUGGAAGCUCGCCCUGGUCUGUAUCUCAGUCGUCCCGAUUCUCCUUGGGUGUGGAUUCUACCGAUUCUAUAUGCUCGCCCAGUUCCAACGACGAUCUAAGCUUGCCUACGAGGGAUCUGCCAGCUUUGCUUGUGAAGCAACUUCUUCUAUCCGCACCGUUGCCUCCCUCACCCGAGAAAAGGAUGUCUGGGAAAUUUAUCACCAACAGCUUGAUGCACAGGGAAGGAAGAGUCUGAUCUCUGUACUUAGGUCCUCGACCCUUUAUGCUUGCUCCCAGGCACUUGUCUUCUUUUGUGUUGCGCUUGGCUUCUGGUACGGAGGCACCCUUCUUGGUCAUCACGAGUAUUCUAUUUUCCGCUUCUUCGUCUGCUUCUCCGAGAUUCUCUUCGGUGCUCAGUCCGCGGGGACUGUCUUUUCCUUCUCUCCAGACAUGGGCAAGGCUAAGAAUGCUGCCGCUGAGUUCAGAAGGCUAUUUGAUAGAAAGCCAACCAUCGAUGUUUGGUCCGAGGAGGGCGAACAGCUCGAAUCUAUGCAAGGUGAAGUUGAAUUUCGAGACGUCCACUUCCGAUACCCCACUCGCCCUGAGCAGCCUGUUCUACGCGGACUGAACCUGACCGUGAAACCUGGACAAUACAUUGCUCUUGUUGGACCUAGUGGCUGUGGCAAGAGUACUACCAUUGCACUGAUGGAGCGCUUCUACGAUGCCAUUGCGGGAUCCAUUUUUGUGGAUGGAAAGGAUAUCACCAAGCUCAAUGUCAACUCCUACCGUCGAUUCCUGUCGCUAGUCAGUCAGGAGCCCACGCUGUACCAAGGUACGAUUAAGGAGAAUAUUCUGUUAGGCAUCACUGAGGAUGACGUGCCGGAAGAAGCCUUGGUGAAGGCUUGCAAAAAUGCCAACAUCUAUGAUUUCAUCAUGUCUCUUCCGGAUGGCUUCAACACUGUUGUCGGUAGCAAGGGAGGCAUGUUAUCAGGAGGUCAAAAGCAGCGUGUGGCUAUUGCAAGAGCGCUUCUGCGCGAGCCGAAGGUCCUCCUCCUUGAUGAGGCCACCUCUGCCCUUGACUCGGAGUCCGAGAAGGUCGUCCAGGCAGCCCUGGAUGCCGCCGCUCGGGGACGCACCACCAUCGCCGUUGCCCACCGAUUGAGUACGAUCCAGAAAGCAGAUAUUAUCUAUGUCUUUGAUCAAGGCAAGGUGGUUGAAAGCGGAAACCACCAAGAACUGAUCCGAAAGAAGGGUCGUUACUAUGAACUGGUGAACCUCCAGAGUCUGGGUAAGGGCCAAUAA
Messenger RNA from Aspergillus ochraceoroseus IBT 24754, 4056 nucleotides. RefSeq names its product ABC multidrug transporter Mdr1 (gene mdr1). Gene Ontology annotation, cellular component: membrane. The transcript is spliced from 3 exons. The coding region runs from base 1 to 4056 and encodes 1351 amino acids. The record is from RefSeq and is a predicted model, not a curated record. Gene Ontology annotation, molecular function: ATP hydrolysis activity; ATP binding; ABC-type transporter activity. NCBI's taxonomy places the organism in Eukaryota, Fungi, Ascomycota, Eurotiomycetes, Eurotiales, Aspergillaceae. Gene Ontology annotation, biological process: transmembrane transport.